AUGCAGAUCUUCGUGAAGACGCUGACGGGGAAGACGGUGACGCUGGAGGUAGAGAGAAGCGACACCGUCGCCAAUGUCAAGGCCAAGAUCCACGACAAGGAAGGCAUCCCGCCGGACCAGCAGCGCCUCGUCUUCGCCGGCAAGCAGCUGGAGGACGAGCGCACUCUGGCUGACUACAACAUCCAGAAGGAAUCGACGCUGCACCUGGUGCUCCGCCUCCGCGGCGGCGGCGGCAAGGGUGGGACCUACCCCAACAUCGACCUCAACCUCCUCCAGCUCGCGCUCAAGUACCGCCAGCACAAGAUGAUCUGCCGCAAGUGCUAUGCUCGCAACUCCGUCAGGGCCGAGAACUGCCGCAAGAAGAAGUGCGGCCACACAAGCGAGCUAAGGGCAAAGAAGAAACUGGAUGCCAAGAGGGAAUGA
Molecule: messenger RNA, 423 nt
Organism: Miscanthus lutarioriparius
Lineage: Eukaryota; Viridiplantae; Streptophyta; Magnoliopsida; Poales; Poaceae
Source: the annotation of a GenBank genome assembly